This is a messenger RNA of Moneuplotes crassus, 877 nucleotides long. NCBI's taxonomy places the organism in Eukaryota, Ciliophora, Spirotrichea, Euplotida, Euplotidae. The record is from the annotation of a GenBank genome assembly.
UAUUUCCUAACUCAUUAUUUGGCAAAAUUGAGUAGUAGCUGGAAGGAAUUUACUUGGUUCCUCUUCCUCUGGCACCACCUCUGAAUCCACCUCUCUUAGCACCUCUUCCUCUGGCUGGCUUCUCAAGUGGCUUCUCUUGUUCGGUCUUGGAGCUCUUCUUGUAAGAGCUAUCAUAUCCAUAACCUUCAUCAUAGUUGUUAUAGUAUCCAUCAUCUUGGUAUCCAUAACCGCCACUGUAGUUAUAGUUAUCAUCAUAACCGUAGCUUUCAUCAUAGCCAUAGCCAUCAUUAUAGCCGUAUCCUUCGUCAUGUCCGUAGUUGUAGCCGCCAUAGCCACCUCUGGAUCCUCUGCCGCCUCUGGAGCCUCUACCACCUCUGGAGCCUCUGCCACCUCUGCUGCCUCUGGAUCCUCUGCCACCUCUGAAACCUCUGCUUCCUCUGCCUCCCUUAGGAGCGGAGUAGUCGCCUUCCUUCUCGUCUCUGGGCAUAGUCUCCUUGUAUUCUUCUACUUGGUCUUCUGGGAUUGGAGCCUGAUAACCAAUACCGUCAUCAGAAGGCUUGUUCUUGGAAAGAAGAACCUCAAGAGUGACAAUAACUCUCUCAGAUCCGUCAUGUCUAGUCUCAGUAGUGGAGGUAAUCUUGUUCAACUGGUGGAGUCCCUUGAUUCUUCUCUUAAGAAGCUCAACAAGAGGCACGGCCUUUUCGAUAGCUCUUCCAGCAGCCUUAAUGUUGACCUCUUCGAACUUGGUCUCGUCCUUCUCCAUAAGGUUGUAGACAUAUCUGACAUAUCUACCGACUCCGGCCUUGGCUGAGAUUCUGAUCUCGUUCUGUGGGAUGGUUGGCAAAUCUUUCUUUCCUUCUUCCAUUUUACACUCUAA